UGGGAGAUAGCAGAGGGGAGACCAAACUGAAGUAGUGAGAACAGGCAGAUAUAACAUAGAACUGGUGGAGGGGUGAUCAGGCCAGAAACCAGAGCACCAGCUGAAAACCCCUGAACAACACCACAGGAUGGCAGAGCAAUGGGGAGACGCUAUAUUUGCAGCUAGGAGACGGGGAGAUGAUACAACACGGGACUCAGCCUUUGCAUACACCAACAGCAAUAACACUAGAGAUCCCUUUGAGGGACCCAACUAUCACAUUGCCCCAAGAUGGGUGUACAAUCUUUCUACAAUGUGGAUGUUUUUUGUGGUCGUUGCCUCAACCUUCACCAAUGGCCUGGUGCUAGUGGCCACAGCCAAAUUCAAGAAGCUUCGUCACCCUCUCAACUGGAUCUUGGUCAACCUUGCUGUGGCUGAUCUUGCAGAGACAUUGUUCGCCAGCACAGUCAGCGUCUGCAAUCAGUUCUUUGGCUACUUCAUCCUUGGACACCCACUGUGUGUUUUCGAAGGUUUCACAGUUGCUACUUGUGGUAUUGCUGGCCUGUGGUCUCUGACUGUCAUCUCAUUUGAGAGAUGGGUGGUGGUCUGCAAACCUUUCGGAAACAUUAAGUUUGAUGGUAAAUUGGCAACUGCUGGCAUUGUCUUCACCUGGGUCUGGUCUGCAUUCUGGUGUUCGCCUCCCAUCUUUGGAUGGAGCAGGUACUGGCCUCAUGGUCUGAAGACCUCCUGUGGACCUGAUGUGUUCAGUGGAAGUGAGGAUCCUGGAGUCCAGUCCUACAUGAUUGUGCUGAUGAUCACCUGCUGCUUCAUCCCACUGGGAGUUAUUAUUCUCUGCUACAUUGCUGUGUUGUUGGCCAUCCGUGCAGUUGCCCAGCAGCAGAAAGACUCAGAAUCCACACAGAAAGCUGAGAAGGAAGUGUCACGGAUGGUGGUGGUGAUGAUCCUUGCCUAUUGCUUCUGCUGGGGUCCUUAUACUUUCUUUGCCUGCUUUGCAGCUGCUAACCCUGGCUAUGCCUUCCACCCACUAGCAGCAGCCAUGCCUGCCUACUUUGCAAAGAGCGCUACCAUCUACAACCCCAUUAUAUAUGUCUUCAUGAACCGUCAAUUCCGCUCAUGCAUCAUGCAGCUCUUUGGAAAGAAGGUUGAUGAUGGAUCUGAGGUGUCUACAUCCAAGACAGAAGUCUCCUCUGUGGCACCUGCAUAA
Messenger RNA from Pygocentrus nattereri (red-bellied piranha), 1201 nucleotides. RefSeq names its product red-sensitive opsin-like. The transcript is spliced from 6 exons. Lineage: Eukaryota; Metazoa; Chordata; Actinopteri; Characiformes; Serrasalmidae. The record is from RefSeq and is a predicted model, not a curated record. Bases 128 to 1201 code for a protein of 357 amino acids. Gene Ontology annotation, cellular component: membrane; photoreceptor outer segment. Gene Ontology annotation, molecular function: G protein-coupled receptor activity. Gene Ontology annotation, biological process: phototransduction; visual perception; G protein-coupled receptor signaling pathway.